GCUGAGGUGAGGCAGAACGUUUCUUGGCACAGUAGAAGUGAAACUCAAGGGCAGGCUGAUUGUCUGGCACCUUCAGAUGGACUUGAUUUUUCUCUGAAGAAUCAUAGAAUAUCCUGUGUUGGAAGGGGUCUACAUGGAUCAUCAAAGUCCAGCUCCUGGCUCUGCAGAAGGCAACCCAAAGAAUCACAUCAGUGCCUGAAAGUGUGGUCCACAUGCAUGAAAUCAAUUUUUUCCUGUUUUCAGGCACAGGAUGCUGUUUUUGUGAAGAUGUUGAGCAUGGCCUACAGUUUCUUUGGCACCAAUUGAAGAUUAUUUUUUGAACUGGCACCAUGGAAGGCAUCAGAGGAACCUCCUUGCAGGCUCAGAGGUUUGGCAAUGGGACAUUGGCAACACAGCUGUGCCAGUUGUCUGUAGCCUUUCCUGCCCUGAUGUUUUGAAAGCAAGACAUGGAUGUGAAAAUUCAAGAUUACUAUUGCAAUGUUCCUGACAGAACUGAGAGCAGAUCAGAAGAUCCCUGAGUUUAGAACCAACCUGAGGAAUGGUCCAAAGAGGCAGGGAGGCAGUGGCAGCACAUCAGAAGAGGCAUACAGAGCAUGCCCAUCAUUCCCAUGUAUUACUGAAUCAAGAGGAGCAAGGAGCUUCACAAACCUACAGCCAGCCUGAACCAUUGCUCCACAGGAGUACAUGUUUUUCAUUCAAUAUAAGGAAGCACUGAGCAACACCGGCUUAAAGUGAAAGUGAGAAAAAGGAAUAAGAAUUUCGUUUAUUGUAGUGAAAAUAUUAAUACCUCAAUAGGAAGAAGGAAAGCUUUAUUUGGAAAGUUCUGCAGUAUGUGAAACACCUGUUAUUAUAAGUAUUGAUGAUACUGAAGAAAUAACAAGGCUCUACAGCACAGAAACCUGUGUCAACAGAUACACUGAGAGUCCUGUGGAUCAUUGCCCUUUUGGACCCUUGGGACAUCGCAGAUGCCUGUGGAGCUGAGGGCAGGGCACAGCAGCCUGACGUCUGGGUGGAGAUGGCGUAAGAAAGUGCUGGCAGCUGUGGCAGCUGGAUUGGUGAAAAGGAGCUUGGUUCCUCUGAUGUACAGAAUGAAAGCUGAGAUAUCAGGUUGUCCCCAAAGGACCAAUCCUUUCAACCAAACAAACCAAAGAGAGAGACACAUGCUGUUUCAUAAGGAUACGCCUGAUUUCCAGAAAUAACCAUGUUUUUGUGGCUUAAACUCUUAGCAUUUGGUGUUGCAUUUCUGGGACAGGAUGCUCUUCUCAAAGGGCAGGAGACAUCAACGACUGGACCUGGUGCCAGCCCCGCAAACAGCACGCACUUCUGGGCGCGGGGGCAGCCCGAGCCCAGCCCCGGCACGGCGCCGAGCAGCGCAGCACGCACCGGCAGCUCUGCUGCCCCCGCCGCACGCACUCCUCCUGCCGCCGGGAACGCUGCCCCAGAUGAUUACAAUUCAACAUCAUUGCACAGCACCACCUCAUCAGUCACCAUGCCAACAAGCACUGGGAUCAGCCCCAUUCUCAACUCCACUCACACAAUAGAAGAUACCACGGUGAUACCUGAAGCAGAUUGUGGUAUUUUUGGAGACAUAGAAGACAGCACAACCAACUCUGAUAUGGCUGUAGUUUCACUGAAUUUUCCUGCAAAAGACGGCAGAGAAUAUGUUAUUUUGGGGGGUGACAAAAACAUAACUGUGAGUUCCGUAAACACUUCAGUAGAGCUUCCAAAAUGCCAGGUGUACACUGUUGAAGUUAAAAUUGGCGAGUGUUCAGAAAAGACUUCUUUUCAAGUUCCAAAAGAUGUCAAUAAACCUUUUCAAGUCAAGGACAUAACCAACACAUCUGCCAAGUUCUGCUGGAAUCACUCACUUACAUGUGCUAAUGUGUCUGUUGCCUGCAACGGAUUUCAAAAUAAUUUUAAAAAACUUGGAAAUGUAACUUGUGGAGUGCUGGAAGUUUUAUUACCACACCAUCAGUACAACUGCACUGCAUACAUGUAUUUUAAUGGAAGGAAUGUUGCCAGCCAAAGCUUUGACAUAGAAACAGACUAUGGUGUUCCAGAAGCACCACGGAACAUUAAAGAAACACAUAAAAAUACCACAAGUGUAACAGUUGAAUGGACAAAACCUAAUGACAUUUCGAAGGGUCCCAUAGAUGGCUACUUUGUGAAUUUCACUGUGGGAGACAAAAGUGUUUGUUGGGAAAAUAUCAGCACAACUGUCUAUACUUGCAGUGGAUUUGAUCCUUAUACCACAGGUUCUGUAUAUGUGAGUGCAUAUACAAUCAACAAACGCAAUGACACACUUGAAAGUAAAACUGAAAACUAUAUAUUUACAACAGAAGAAGGAGUACCAGAAAAAGUGGAGAAUGUUAAAGUAGCAUUGACAGCUGAUAAUGCUGUCCAGAUUACGUGCAGAAAACAGAGAGUGUUUGGACCAAAAGCAAUAUUUUAUUUGAUUUGGGAGAAUGAUGAAAAACCUGAAAAGAAAGACAAAUGUGAAUUUAAAAAAGAAAAUCUCUUGUACUUGACAAACUAUGCAUUUAAGAUCUUCGUGUCUAAUGGAAAACAUAAUGGGACAGCUGUAGUGGAGAGUAUAAAAACCAGAUAUAAUUCUAGAGCCUUGAUUAUAUUCUUGGCAUUCUUGAUCAUUGUGACUGUAAUUGCUUUACUACUGGUUCUGUACAAAAUCUAUGAUCUUCACAAAAAAAAGCUGAGCAGUUCUUCUGGAGGCGUGAGCCUUGUUGCAGUCAAAGAUGAUGACAAGCAACUUCUCAACAUAGACCCAAUACCCUCAGAGCUAUUGCUGGACACAUACAAGAGGAAGAUUGCAGAUGAAGGAAGGCUCUUCUUGGAAGAAUUUCAGAGUAUUCCUAGAGUUUUCAGUAAAUUUUCUAUAAAGGAGGCCAAAAAGAGCUAUAAUCAGAACAAAAACCGUUACAUUGAUAUCCUUCCGUAUGACCAUAACCGUGUUGAGCUCUCAGAGAUGCCAGGAGAUCCAGGAUCAGACUAUAUCAAUGCAAGUUAUAUUGAUGGCUUCAAAGAACCAAGAAAGUACAUUGCUGCACAAGGCCCCAAGGAUGAAACCACAGAUGAUUUCUGGAGGAUGAUCUGGGAACAGAAGGCCACGAUUAUUGUCAUGGUGACUCGCUGUGAGGAAGGAAAGAGAAACAAAUGUGCCCAGUACUGGCCAUCAAUGGAGAAUGGAACUGCAACAUAUGGAGACAUCAUUGUGAAGAUCCAUGAAAGUAAAACAUGUCCAGACUAUGUCAUUCAGAAACUGCACAUCACAAAUGGAAGAGAAAGGACAGCUGGAAGAGAUGUCACUCAUAUCCAAUUCACAGGCUGGCCAGACCAUGGAGUCCCUGAGGAUCCACAUCUCCUUCUCAAACUCCGACGCAGAGUUAACGCUCUCAGCAACUUUUUUAGUGGUCCGAUUGUGGUUCAUUGCAGUGCCGGCGUGGGGCGCACUGGGACGUACAUAGGGAUCGAUGCCAUGCUGGAGGGGCUGGACGCGGAAGGCAGGGUGGAUGUCUAUGGCUACAUCGUGAAACUGCGGCGCCAGCGGUGCCUCAUGGUCCAAGUAGAGUCACAGUACAUCCUUAUUCAUCAAGCACUGGUGGAAUACAAUCAGUAUGGAGAAACAGAGAUUAGUCUCUCAGAACUGCAUUCCUCCCUUAACAAUCUGAAAAGAAAAGACCACCCGAGUGAUUCUUCUCUGCUGGAGGCAGAGUUCCAGCGAUUGCCUUCCUAUAAGGGGUGGCGGACACAGAACACUGGGAAUCGUGAGGAAAAUAAAAGCAAAAAUAGGAAUGCCAACGUGAUUCCUUAUGACUUCAACCGAGUGCCCAUCAGGCACGAAGAGGAUUGCGGUAAGGAGGGUGAGCACGAUUCCGAUGAGUCCUCGGAUGAGGACAGCGACUGUGAGGAAUCCAGCAGAUACAUCAAUGCUUCCUUCAUAACUGGUUACUGGGGUCCAAAAGCCAUGAUUGCAACACAGGGACCACUGCAGGAAACAAUCUCUGACUUCUGGCAAAUGGUAUUCCAGAGAAAAGUCAAAGUUGUUGUUAUGCUGACAGAGCUGAAGGAAGGAGAUGAGGAACUCUGUGCACAGUACUGGGGAGAAGGAAAGCAAACGUAUGAUGGCAUAGAAGUUCAAAUGGCAGAUGUCAACUCUGGUCCUAGCUAUACCAUACGUGCAUUUGAUAUUGCACAUCUGAAGACAAAAGAAACUCAGAAGGUGUAUCAGUAUCAGUACCAUAAGUGGAGUGGCUGUGAUGUUCCAGAAGUCCCCAAAGAUUUAGUCAGCAUGAUUCUCAACAUUAAACAAAAACUUCCAGCCAGACCAGUCUCUGAGGACAACAGGAGAACCCGCAGUGUCCCACUCCUUGUCCACUGCUGUGAUGGAUCACAGCAGACUGGUGUAUUUUGUGCUUUAAUGACCCUUUUGGAAAGUGCAGAAAUAGAAGAAGUAAUAGAUGUUUUUCAAGUAGUAAAAUCUCUUCGUCGCACCAGGCUGGGAAUGGUCUCCACCUUUGAACAAUACCAAUUUCUGUAUGACACCAUUGCCAGUACUUACCCUGCACAGAAUGGACAAAUAAAGAAGAACAGCCAGCAGGAAGAUAAAGUUGAAUUUUGCAGUGAAGUAGGAAAAUCAGAUCAGGAAACUGAUCUGAUCACAACUGAUCUUGCCCCACCACGGCCGGGGGAAAUUGAGCCACCUGAAAUAUGUGAUGAUUCUAAGGCUGCAGAUGGCACUAAGGAAACAGAAAGCUCUACAAAUGGCCCCACAACUGCAGUUCUAACUUAGAGCUAGACUUAAAAAAAUGUGCUUUUUCACAUGAAAAGAAUCUUAAGCAAAAUGAGAGGUAUAAGGUUUUUCCCUCUUCCCACUUUUUUUUUUAAUGUUUAGUUAUUUUGGAUUUUGAAAGGUACAAAUUUAAAGGAAUACUUGAAACUUGUAGAGAGUGACAAAGAACUGUGGAAUUUUAAUUUUUGUGUAGAUUUGCAUUUAAUACUUCUUCAGAAACCUUCACUAUUUUUAUACUUUUCAUUUUAGAAAACAUGUACAGUGUCAUACUAUGCUGAGCAGUGCAAAGCAAUUUUUUUUAUUUCUGUAACAAGGAAAAAAGCAACUCAGAACAAGAUUAUUGAGUUGCAAGAACAGGUCUGUCCUCAAAACUACUAGCAAGUAAGUGAGCCUAUUGGUAAGCAUAUAUUCUAGUAUUUCAGGACUAAUGAGAGCAUUAAUAAUACUCUUGGGACUUGGGAGACUUUGCCACAUAGUUUUAAGAGCUUAUUAAUUAUAUCAUGUGGCAAUUCCAAUGAAUUCAGGCUUACAAAGGGUUUGUAAAUCCUCCCAUAUCAAUGCAGAAUAUAAAUUUUUGCAUUUUUCUAACUGUCCUCAAGGUGUCCUUAUUGCUCCACAUAUAUUAAUUUGAUACUCCUAUAGGAGUUUGGAGAUCAGCAUUUGAAUCUUUGCAACAGUUCUGGUGGAAAACACAUCCUGUUUACUCUUAGAGCUUAAAAUACUGACUGCUUGCACAUCUAUUUCUUAUGCUUACUUUUAUUUAAAUGACAACUUCCAUGAAUGCCUCCAGGCCCUUUUCAGAAAUGGAAAAUACUUUGAUAAUUUUCUUCAAAAUUUGUGGAUUUUUUAUUGA
Ficedula albicollis (Collared flycatcher) is the source of this 5660-nucleotide messenger RNA. RefSeq names its product protein tyrosine phosphatase, receptor type C (gene PTPRC). The record is from RefSeq and is a predicted model, not a curated record. Gene Ontology annotation, molecular function: protein tyrosine phosphatase activity; protein binding. Bases 1202 to 4807 code for a protein of 1201 amino acids. NCBI's taxonomy places the organism in Eukaryota, Metazoa, Chordata, Aves, Passeriformes, Muscicapidae. Gene Ontology annotation, biological process: positive regulation of peptidyl-tyrosine phosphorylation; negative regulation of protein kinase activity; protein dephosphorylation. The transcript has 39 exons.